AAAUGUAAAAAAAAACAUACAAAUGGUGCUGUCAUUUGCCGUUGCAUUGCAUUUUAUCGCCGACUGAAUUUCCGAGAUUUUGUGGAAUAAGUAUUUAUAAGCAUUUCGACUGUUAAACUAAGUAAUUUUCUCACAUUUUUAAUUGUUAUAAGUGUUUAUAUAAGAAUUUGUUACAAAUGGAUGCCUUUGCCAAGCUAAAAUUGCAUUUGCCAAAAAUCAGCGUUCCUUGCGAAAAUCUACCGAUUUACAAAGAUGAGUGUGUGUAUUCAUAUGAUAAUCCAGAGUCGCCAACUGGUUUGUACGUGAGUUUGACCAGCUUCUUAGGCUUUGGAGAAGAAUAUGUUACCAAAUAUGCUGAAAAAACUGGCAAUCGAGUGUUUUUACAUAUUCAACGUGAAAAGAUCUUAAAAGAGUGUGUGGAUAGCGCUGGUAACACAACUGCGUGCGAUGAGGCUGGUCCCGAGCGCAAGAUCACCCGCUUGGCUAUCGGCAUCGAAGGCGGUUAUAAUGAUGCAGAUGCAAAAAAAUAUGACUAUAAGGAUACAUAUAAUAUUGUUAUUAUGCCAGAUAAUAUUAAAUUUCCUUAUCCUGAUCCAGAAUUGCCCCUCUUGAUAACGCAAUCGGUUGAGUCUCUGUUGGCACAAGAUUCAGCAAUUGCUAAAUUAGAAAAAGAAAUAUUAACGGGUACUUGGGACGGAGAAGUACGACAAGUUUCUAAAUUUUCACAUAAUCUUGAGCAGUUGAACAAUGGUAAGAAAAUACCACCGUCUGGUUGGAAAUGCGAAAAGUGUGAUCUCACUAACAAUCUCUGGCUGAAUUUAACUGAUGGCUCCAUACUAUGUGGUCGUAAAUUUUUUGAUGGCUCCGGUGGCAACGAUCAUGCAGUUGAGCAUUAUAAGGAUAAACAAUAUCCGCUAGCCGUAAAACUUGGCACUAUAAGCGCUGAUGGCAAGUCAGACGUGUUUUCUUAUGCAGAAGACGACAUGGUAAUAGACGAAAAAUUAGAAGAACACUUGGCUCAUUUUGGAAUUAACAUGGCUGCUAUGAAAAAAAGUGAAAAGUCAAUGGUUGAACUUGAAUUAGAGAUCAAUCAGCGUAUUGGAGAAUGGUCACUCUUAACAGAAAGUGAGAGUGAACUAAAGCCAUUGGCUGGAGCAGGUUAUACAGGCAUGCGAAAUUUAGGAAACUCCUGCUAUAUUAAUAGCGUUAUGCAGGUACUUUUUACUCUUCCUGAUUUUAAGAACCGGUUUGUAAAUCAAGGUGCCGAAAAAUAUUUUAAAGAAUUUCCUCAAGAUCCUGCCAACGAUUUUAAUAUACAAAUGUCAAAGUUAGGCAAUGGUCUGUGGUCCGGAAAAUACAGUUCUGUUUCUGAAAAUUCGUUAGAUUCAGAAACAACAGGUAUAUCCCCAGCAAUGUUUAAGAAUAUUAUUGGAAAAAAUCAUCCUGAUUUUAGUACAAAGCAACAACAAGAUGCAUGCGAAUUUUAUUUACAUUUAAUUAACCUUUUGGAAAGAAAUUCCAUAAAUGAUGUAAAUCCAACCGAUGCUUUAAAAUUUAGUGUUGAAGAUCGUGUAGAAUGCAUCAGCAGUAAAAAAGUACGUUACUCGCGUCGGGACGAAUACUGUCUACCAUUACAAAUACCACUUGAUAAAGCAUCUAAUCUUGAUGAAGUGAAAGAAUAUUUGGAAAGAAAAUCUGCUAGUGGUGGAACUGUUAACAACGACAAGGAUGUUGUGCGUCAUAAAGUAACUUUGCAUGCCUGCCUUGAACAACUUUUUGCACCCGAAAUGAUAGAACAGUUUUUCUCGUCUGCCAUAAAUAGCGUAACAACGGCAAAAAAGACCACACGAAUAGCCACAAUGCCAGAUUAUUUAAUGUUGCACUUGCGUAAAUUCACUUUAGGGGACGAUUGGGUACCCAAAAAGCUUGAUGUUUCAGUACAAAUGCCUGAUGAGUUGGAUUUAUCCAAUUGGCGUGCGACUGGAUUACAAGCUGGUGAAGAACAGUUGCCAGAAACUGAACCCGUAAAAAGAGGUUUUGUUUUCAAUGAGGAAUUCCUAACACAACUUAUGCAAAUGGGUUUCCCUCAGGAAGCAUGCAAACGCGCCGUAUAUCACACAGAGAAUAGCGAUGUGAAUUCUGCUGCCACCUGGUUAAUGGAGCACAUCGGCGACCCUGAUUUUUCCGAGCCAUUCGUAGUGCCAAGCGAACGUGCUACUGGCGGCGCAGAUAUAUUUGAUCCAGAAAGUAUUGCUACACUAAUGAGCAUGGGUUUUGCAGAACAACGUUCUAGGGAGGCGCUUAGAGCUACCAAUGGAAAUGUAGAGCGUUCGAUGGACUGGAUAUUUUCUCAUGCUGGAGAUGUUGAUACUAAUGAGGAAUCGACAACUGCAAGUACCACCACGGCGGAACCAGCCACAAAAACUUACAGAGAUGGUAAUGGAAAAUAUAAUCUUGUGGCAUUUAUAUCGCACAUGGGUACAUCUUCGCAGGUAGGACAUUACGUUUGUCACAUUAAAAAAGAUGGACAAUGGGUAAUUUUUAAUGACAGUAAAGUAGCCCUAUCACAGAAUCCGCCUAAAGAUUUAGGCUACUUGUAUUUAUAUAAACGCGAUAAUUAAUAAUAAAAAUCAUAAACUAAAAAAUUUUGCUUUUAUGGAUAAAAACUCGUUUGUGCAACGCCGCUCAGAAUUAUUUAUAAUAAAUACAAUUUUUGAAUGAAUAAAAUUUAUUUAAACAUA
This is a messenger RNA of Teleopsis dalmanni, 2741 nucleotides long. It is a transcript of the gene Usp5, whose product is annotated as ubiquitin carboxyl-terminal hydrolase 5. Gene Ontology annotation, molecular function: zinc ion binding; cysteine-type deubiquitinase activity; protein binding. The record is from RefSeq and is a predicted model, not a curated record. The coding region runs from base 177 to 2621 and encodes 814 amino acids. Gene Ontology annotation, biological process: protein deubiquitination. The transcript has 3 exons. Lineage: Eukaryota; Metazoa; Arthropoda; Insecta; Diptera; Diopsidae.